Leucoraja erinaceus (little skate) is the source of this 1411-nucleotide messenger RNA. Its product is annotated as BTB/POZ domain-containing protein KCTD21-like. The record is from RefSeq and is a predicted model, not a curated record. The transcript is spliced from 2 exons. NCBI's taxonomy places the organism in Eukaryota, Metazoa, Chordata, Chondrichthyes, Rajiformes, Rajidae. Gene Ontology annotation, molecular function: histone deacetylase binding; cullin family protein binding. Gene Ontology annotation, biological process: ubiquitin-dependent protein catabolic process; protein homooligomerization. The coding region runs from base 548 to 1330 and encodes 260 amino acids.
GUAUCUUUGGUCUGAAGAAGGAUUUCGGCCCGUAACGUCGCCUAUUACCUUCUCUCCAUAGAUGCUGCAUCACCCGCUGAGUUUCUCCAGCAUUUUUGUCGACCUGAAACCCUAACUCCGUUUUUGUCUUAAUUGAUAUUGUCUACUCUGCUGAGUACUCUAACAUUUUCUAUUUUGUUUCAGAUUUCCAGCAACUGCAAGAAUUUACUCGUGUGCUUCUUUUCUGGGGGUGGGCUUGUGCAUUGUUUCAUGGCACGCAACAACCCAAGCGUCUGAACUUUUAAUUCACCCUGCACAGAAAACGAAAGAACUGCGCUAGCUUUAAAAUGUUGGUUGCAGCCAUCCGCAUGGCAAUGCGCAUGUGUGUUGCUUUGUAUUCUGGGAGUUGUAGUUCAAUUUUGGGAUCACAAUGGGGAAAAUGGUGUAAAGAACUGGUGUUAAACUACAAAGUCCGUACGCCGAAGCGCUACCAGCUUCCACCACGGGCUCGUCACCAAGUUGGGUUGAAGCAAGAUUAUAGGAAUUAACAACACAAUAUCCAUUCAAUAUGUCUGAUCCCAUAACAAUAAAUGUAGGAGGGAAAUUGUACACCAGUUCUCUGGCAACUUUAACACGUUACCCAGACUCAAUGCUGGGAGUAAUGUUUAGUGGGAAAAUGCCUUCAACCAGUGAUCAGCGUGGAAAUUACUUCAUAGAUCGAGAUGGGAAAAUAUUUCGAUAUAUUCUAAAUUUUUUGCGCACAUCAAACCUCGACCUCCCAGAUGAUUUUCAAGAAGUUAGGCUGUUGAAGAGAGAAGCGGAUUUUUACCAGAUCCAGCCUUUAAUCGCAGCCUUGCAGGAGAGAGAGUCUGAAAAUGCUAAGGCGGAAAGGAAUGCAAUGCUCAACAUUACUCUGGACCAGAGACUGCAAACUGUGUACUUCACUGUAAAGCCAGCUCCACAAAUGUACAACCUAACCUCGUGCAGCACAGAUGUCUUUGAUGCCAACAUAUUUUGCACAUCAGCUGAUUUUUUGAAGCAUUUGAGCUCCAAGUUUUGUUACUUUGUUAAUGGUAGACUUUUUCCAAUUGGUUAUGAGAAGAAGGAUCCACACCAUUUGACAUUGCAGUGGGUUGGGCAUGUAGCAGUAUUGCCUGAAGAUGAAUACACACAACAAAACUUAAAAAGACUUUGGACUGUGCCUGCAAAUGAGCAAGUUAACAAUUUUCAGUUGUUUGUAGAAGAAGUGCUUAAAACAGCAAUGAGUGAUGGAUUUCAUGUAGAUUCACUACAGCCAGAUUCCUCUGACUUCAUGAAUUAUAAGGUCUUACGUCUAGUCCGUUAUAAAUAGAAAACAUCUCAUAAAAUAUUAACAAUUAAAUUUUACUGCUGUAUAACAGUAAAAGCCUUAUUAUUUUUCUCCUAAGGUAUA